Chlorella variabilis is the source of this 1452-nucleotide messenger RNA. RefSeq lists its product as hypothetical. The transcript is spliced from 5 exons. NCBI's taxonomy places the organism in Eukaryota, Viridiplantae, Chlorophyta, Trebouxiophyceae, Chlorellales, Chlorellaceae. Gene Ontology annotation, cellular component: cilium; centriole; intraciliary transport particle B. Gene Ontology annotation, biological process: cilium assembly; intraciliary transport. The record is from RefSeq and is a predicted model, not a curated record. The coding region runs from base 1 to 1452 and encodes 483 amino acids.
AUGGAGCCUGUCGUGCUUAUCUCCGCCUGCAAGGGGGAGGCCCGCAACCUGCGCUCCGGCUACAAGCAGCUGGCGCGCCACCUGAAGGCGGCUCGCUGCGAUGUGCGGCGCCUGGACGCCGCCUCUGGGCUCACGCCGGCGGCGCUGGCGCAGGCGGCGAUCGUCGUGUUUGGCGGCCCCACCCAGCCCUUUGCGCCCAAUGAGCUGGACUGCCUGCGCGCCUACCUGCGGGGCGGCGGCAACCUGCUGGUGCUGGCGGGGGAGGGCGGCGAGGCGGCGGCAGGCACCAACCUCAACUCCCUGCUAGCCGACUACGGCCUGCGUGUGGCCGCCGACUGUGUCAUUCAGACGGCCUUCACCAGGCGCGCUGCUGCCGCUGCGCCUGCUGGGCGGCAGCCUGCAAAAACAGCAGCAUCGUAUACUGCAGCAGACGGGAGGUACCUGCACCCCAAGCAGGUGCUGGUCUCGGAGGGCAUGCUGUCCCCCGACAUGGUCGCCUACUGUGCCAACAACAGCCGCGCAGCAGCCCGGCGCGCCGCCGGGGCAGGCGGCGGCGGCGCGGCGGCGGCGGGCGGCCGCGCCACCGACGAGAACGGGCGCCCGCUGGCCUCCUUUGUCUACCCCAACGGCUCCACGGUGGUGGCGCAGGCCCCCGCCCUGCCCUUCCUGUCCUCGGGCCAGGUGGCGCACCCCUGCAACAUGACAAUAGGCGCGGCCUGGUGGCAGGAGGGCGGCGGCGGGUCGGGGCGCCUGGCUGUGCUGGGCUCGGCCGCCAUGUUCGACGACGAGUGGCUGGCCAAGGAGGACAACACCGCGCUGCUGGACUUUCUGUUGGGCUGGAUGCUGCGGGACCCCGCCUGCGAGCUGCGCCCCAAAAACAUGGCGGAGCCGGAGAUCGUCGACCCCCGCCCCGUCACGCAUGUGGCCGAGCUGGCGGCGAAGCCGCUCGUGUGCCUGCAGGAGCACGAUGACCUGCCUCGCGACAUCACCAAGCUGUUUGCCGACAAGCUCUUCAAGCUGGACCUGUCCCUCAUCCCGCAGGUGGCGGCGCUGCGGCGCGCCAUGGGCGCCGAGGGCGUGCUGCAGCGGCGCGCGCUGCCGCUGUGGAGGCCGCCCCUGGAGGUGCCCUUCCCGCCGCUGCAGCCCGCCGUCUUCCCGCCCGCCUUUGCCGAGCCGCCGCCCCCUUCACUGGAGCUGUUCGACCUGGAGGAGGAGCUGGCGGGGCCGCUGGAGCAGCUGAGCCGCGCGACUGCGCAGUUCCUUGCGGCCCCCAAGGCCAGCCAGCAGCUGGAGGCGUACGUCCAGGGCUGCGCUCAGCUGCUGGGCCUGCGCAGCGCGCGCGGCGGUGGCGCCAAGGAGCAGCUGGCCGAGGUGCUGGAGGCGGUGGUGCAGUGCAAGCUGCCAGACUUCUAUGCCCAGCCGGCGGCAGGGUCCGGCGAGGACCCGUACUGA